AUGGAGGACCGAAGCUAUGCAGAGGAACAACAGCGGGACCAGACCCUUAAGGCUUGCAUAGCGCGGAUAGGCGAGAAGUCGACGGGUCGGGACGGGAAGAGCACAGUCGAGUUCAAGAGGGAAAACCGGCUGCUCUACCGAUACUAUACCGACAAGACAGGCCGACGAACCCGUCAACUAGUCGUUCCCGAGAUUCACCGUAAAACGGUUUUGAAAUUAGCUCAUGACGGCAUUAUGGCGGGUCAUCUCGGGAGCGAAAAGACGAAGGACCGCAUCAAGGAGGAGUUCUUCUGGCCAGGUCUCACGGCUGACGUAAAGAGGUUCGUAGCCUCCUGCGACAUCUGUCAGCGCACGGUCCCAAAAGGCCGCGUACCUUGCGUACCGCUCGGUAAGGCCCCGGUAAUCGAGACCCCUUUUUCAAAAGUGGUGAUCGAUAUCGUGGGGCCCAUCCACCCACCGUCUAAACAGGGGAACCGGUACAUCCUGACCCUGAUGGACUACGCUACCCGUUAUCCGGACGCCGUAGCCUUGCCAAGUAUCGAGACCGAACGUGUGGCCGAGGCGCUUGUCGAGAUGUUCUCUCGCGUCGGAGUUCCGAAGGAGUUGCUUAGUGACCGAGGCAGCAACUUCACCUCAGACCUCAUGAAGGAAGUGGCUCGACUGCUCUCCGUCCGCCAGCUCCACACCACCCCUUACCACCCCAUGGCUAACGGUCUGGUGGAGAAAUUUAACGGCACCCUCAAGCUGAUGCUGAAGCGCAUGUGUGCUGAGAGACCCCGAGACUGGGACCGCUACCUGGCCCCAUUGCUUUUCGCUUACCGGGAGGUGCCCCAGACCAGCCUCGGGUUCUCGCCCUUCGAACUUUUGUACGGGCGCCAUGUUAGGGGACCGCUCUCUAUCCUAAAAGAAGUGUGGACCAACCUCGACCUCGAAGAAGAGGCGAAGGACCGCCAAUUCCAGCCCGGCGACAAAGUCCUGAUUCUCCUCCCAACCGAUAACAACAAGCUACUUCUGCAGUGGAAGGGGCCCUUCGAGGUCAAGGCAAGGAAGGGGGACGUCGACUACUCGGUUGACACCCCCGGGGGACUCAAAGUCUUUCAUGCGAACUUGCUAAAACGGUACGAGGAAAGGAAACGCGAGAGCCCGGAAAAGCAGUGCCAAGCGAUCUGCGGAGUGUCCGACUGGAACGAGGAAAAUGGUAUUCCGGUGCCGGAGUUCGUGAAAACCGAAGGGACUGAAGACGUAAAGCUAAACCCAAGGUUAACGACGGAGCAGACAUCGGGAAUCCAGGAAGCAAUGGCCACUUACCACAAGAUCUUCUCCAACGUGCCCGGCAAAACAAACUGGGUCGAGUGCCACCUCGAACUCACCACCGACACCCCAGUUCAUGUCAAGCAGUAUCCACUACCAUUCGCCACGCGGGAAAAUGUCGAGAAAGAAGUGGACGAAAUGCGGACACUGGGAAUUAUUGAAGAGGCUCACUCGCCGUACAACUCGCCCGUCCUUAUUUGCAAGAACGAGCGCUGCACCAGCCACAAUACCCAUCACCUCAAAGGAGUGAUUCUCCAAGACCACAGUUAUGGCACUUGA
Ixodes scapularis (black-legged tick) is the source of this 1590-nucleotide messenger RNA. RefSeq lists its product as uncharacterized. Lineage: Eukaryota; Metazoa; Arthropoda; Arachnida; Ixodida; Ixodidae. The record is from RefSeq and is a predicted model, not a curated record. Gene Ontology annotation, biological process: DNA integration. The transcript is spliced from 3 exons. Gene Ontology annotation, molecular function: nucleic acid binding. The coding region runs from base 1 to 1590 and encodes 529 amino acids.